Saccoglossus kowalevskii is the source of this 2829-nucleotide messenger RNA. Its product is annotated as ATP-binding cassette sub-family F member 2-like. Gene Ontology annotation, molecular function: ATP binding; ATP hydrolysis activity. The record is from RefSeq and is a predicted model, not a curated record. Lineage: Eukaryota; Metazoa; Hemichordata; Enteropneusta; Harrimaniidae.
CGAAAUAGCGGUGGAUGCACAUGUAUUUCAAAGUUGUCUGUCAUAUUAACCCGAUUUCACCGAUUUUAUAGACGACUGGGAGCUUCGAAGUCAAGUAUAACAUUCUAGAGUCGCUCUCUGGACAGAAUUUCCUGCUGUGUGCCAUAAUACUAGCAUUCCAUUGCCUUAGUGAAUAUGCCUUCUGAAGCCGCGAAAAAACGCCAGGCUAAAAAAAAAGAAGCUGCAAAGCAGAGGCAAAGGAAAGGGAAGGCUGAAGAAACAGAUGUAAAGAAUGGAGAAAGCAAUGGCACUCAAAAUGGCUCCAAUGGUGUCAAUGGUGCUGCAUCAUCGCUGGCUGCAUUAGAUAUUAAUACUGGAAGAUCAGUGACUGGUGUAUUAGCAUCCCAUCCACGUAGUAGAGAUAUUAAAAUUUAUAAUUUCUCUGUCACGUUUCAUGGUGUGGAGUUGUUGGCAGACACAAAAAUAGAACUGAACUGUGGGAGGCGGUAUGGUCUUGUCGGCUUGAACGGAUCCGGAAAGUCUACCUUUCUAACAGCACUCGGUCUUCGUGAAGUUCCAAUACCUGAUCACAUAGACAUUUUCCAUCUUACCAGGGAGAUAUCGGCCAGUGAUAAGACAGCAUUGCAGUGUGUGAUGGACGCAGAUGCAGAAAGAAACAGACUUGAGAAAGAAUCAGAGGAGAUUGGACAUCUAGAGUCUGAAGCCGAUAGACUAAUGGAAAUAUUUGAACGUCUUGAUGAACUUGAUGCUGACAAAGCUGAAAUGACAGCUGCUAGUAUACUUCAUGGAUUGGGAUUCACACCUGAAAUGCAACUCACUGCCUGUAAGCACUUCUCUGGAGGUUGGAGAAUGCGGAUAGCACUCGCCAAGGCACUGUAUAUAAAACCUCAUCUACUAAUUCUAGAUGAACCCACAAAUCAUUUAGACUUGGAUGCGUGCGUGUGGCUUGAGGAAGAAUUAAAAGACUAUAAACGUAUAUUGGUGCUAGUAUCGCAUUCACAAGAUUUCCUGAAUGGUGUUUGUUCCAAUAUUAUACAUUUACAUAACAGAAAAUUACAGUAUUAUGGUGGUAACUAUGAUACGUAUGUGCGAACCAGGUUUGAGCUUGAAGAGAAUCAGAUGAAGCGGUAUAACUGGGAGCAGGCUCAAAUAGCCCACAUGAAGGAUUACAUAGCCAGGUUUGGUCAUGGUAGUGCCAAAUUGGCCAGACAAGCACAGAGCAAAGAGAAAACAUUGAGUAAAAUGGUAGCUGGUGGGCUAGCUGAUAGAGUGGUUGCAGAUAAGACGUUAUCAUUCUACUUCCCUGACUGUGGUAAAGUUCCUCCUCCUGUCUUGAUGGUUCAGAAUGUCAGCUUCAAAUAUGGAGACGAUCUGCCUUUUAUUUACAAGAAUUUGGAGUUUGGUAUUGAUUUGGAUUCCAGGGUCGCACUUGUUGGCCCUAAUGGUGCCGGAAAAUCAACACUAAUCAAAUUGCUUCUCAGUGAACUCUCACCGUCAGAUGGUCUUGUGAGGAAGCAUCCUCAUCUGAGAAUUGGCAGGUUUCACCAGCACUUGCAAGAAGCUCUUGAUUUGGAAUUGAGUGCUUUGGACUACAUGAUGAAAUGUUUCCCUGAAAUAAAAGAAAAAGAAGACAUGAGGAAAGUCAUUGGUAGAUAUGGCUUAACAGGAAAACAGCAGGUAUGUCCAAUGCGCAAUCUCUCGGAUGGUCAGCGUAGUAGAGUUAUAUUUGCAUGGAUAUCAUCGCAAACUCCCCAUCUACUGCUACUUGAUGAACCUACCAAUCAUUUAGACAUUGAGACCAUAGAUGCAUUGGCAGAUGCUAUAAAUAACUUUGAAGGUGGAAUGGUUCUAGUUAGUCACGACUUUAGACUCAUAGGACAGGUUGCUAAAGAAAUCUGGGUGUGUCAAAAACAGAAAGUGACAAAAUGGAAAGGAGAUAUCCUAGGCUACAAGGAUAAUUUGCGAGCCAAAGUUUUGAAAGCAAAAGCCAAGGCAAAAUAAAUCUCAACUCUGUUCUGUCCAAUGCUUGAAGACUGCACCACCGAGGUGUAAACUGAUAACUCAUGUGGCAUCCAUCCAAUGAUAAUAUGUAUUCAAUUCACCAUGAAUUUUGUCCUUUCCCUGACCUUGUCCCACUUGUUGCAUCAAAUAUUUCACACCAUAUACACAAUAAUUGUUUUAGAAUAGUCUUGAUUAGCAGUCAAUUCCUCCUGAGCAGGUUGAUGAUAUGGAUCCAAUAAUGUGCAUCCCCCUACUUCUUUAAUAUAUUUAUCAAGUAUUCUUUCUUUAAUUUAAUAGACAUAAAACUACAUUUUAUUCAAUCCUAAUAACUGCAUUGCAUCUUGGCUUAGGUGAAAGGUUUGUAACACAAUUUUACACAACUCUUCUCUCUAUUUCAAUUUCUAAGAUCAAUUUCUGCGCUUUGUAUUCCUCGAUUGAAAAAAUAUUACAAUAGUCUCAGAUUAGCCACACUUAAUGAUACAUUUUAAAUUAUUUUAUUCUUGAGACAUUGAGCUUCCUAGUUACAUUAAAACAUGUACAAUUCACUAUCUUUGUUGAAAGUAGAAUCGGUGUUUGACUAGAGUACCACCACCACCAUAUUUAAGUCUUGCUGCAUUCAUAUUAUGAAACUCUCCCUUCUUUUUUUUUUCUGAACAGAUUUUAUUAAAUUAUUUCCACAGAAGCGUAUUUUAUUAUUUUUGAUAUACUCUAUUUAUUGUGCUCUAAGAGUCUUAUCAUUGUGUAAAAUAUUCAGGUGUGGUUUUAAGAAUCUGGGUUGUAUCAACCAAAAUAAUGCUUCAAUGAAAUAAAAGAUGUAUUGAUUCAGAA